AGGGGUUCAUCGUCUCUGAGCUAUACUGACUUUAUCAAACGACUAUAUAUUUCCUGUUACUUGGAGUUAUCGAUGUUGUCGCUUCUCAAAGUGCCACCCAGAUGUUGCUAAUUCUGUUUAGCAAAUAACAAAAAGUGUCAUUUCAAAUUUCAAGAUCCUAGGCUAGUAACUUGUCCCUGAUUUAUUCUUAUUAUUCUGAAUUAAUACCGUAAGAGUUUAGGAGAAAGGGGACAAACAACAAUGAUUAGGUACGAACAAAGAAACCGUCAGAACCCGCGCUGUGCAUUGUUUGACUCAAGCUAGCAAGCGACCUUGAAACAAGACAAUUGCCCUAUUGAUAUGCGCCGCUGAAAUUAAAAUGCGAGUACACUAUCGUCCUUAUUCACCUUUUUCAACCAUUCCAGACCAGAUGGACCUGACUUCAAACGUAUCUUAUUCAUCAUGUCAUGUCUACCUGUUCAUAGACGCUGGUCAGAUUGUAUGGCGUCGAAGGGGCCUCAGGAAGAAGUCUACUCAAACGCCGCCGACAUCAACUUCCGCAACCCGGAAAAUCCUAAAUGGUGGUUCUAUAACGACAAAACCGAAGAUUUUCUCAGGAGUCCCAACUCGGCCAUCGGCGCUGUCGAAGAUGAGAAGGGUGACGAAAUGGCGCUCAACAUAGCCGUAGACUCUAUCCGUUUUCUUAGAGAUGAAUUAAACAAAUAUCAAAGUUUGACAUGGCAGGACGUACGAAAUACGAGGCCCGUGUUAUUCGUCACGUCAGAUCCUGAUCGUCGACAGCGCCGAUAUAAUAUUAUUGAUCAUUAUCCACCUCCGCUAAAUCUCAACAGGGUCCGUUCUAAUAACGCAGAAGGAAAUCUUAAAGGGGCGAUCUUAAACUCCAUGAUAAACCAAUUCUUCUAUGGGUUGCGCCCCCUUAUUCCGCAAAACUGGCAACCUUGGUUCUCCCGUUUCGACAUGCUCUCGAUAGAUGAUCAACUUGACGUACUUGAGUCUCUCCCACGCCCAUUGCCUCCGAUGCUGUCGCCGGUGGACCAGAGGCUCUGUAUUCUCGUCGGUCUGGAUGAUGCUUACAGCCAGUAUACGCAUGGCCAAGUAACGCGCUUCCUUCGUAUUAUUGAACAGUCAUUUAUUGCUGAUGGAAGAGGAAAGAUAUUACUCAUUUGCGUUACUCCAUUCAACAUAAUAGAUAUGCUCAAGGACGAGAGCUGUGUGAUAAAACUGAAGUAAAGGUACCAGGAGAUGAAACUUACUUAGGCUUCAUCUCCACGAAAAGCUUCACAACAUAGCUUUGAUAAUCUUUCCUCUACUAGCGUAUAUUUGGUUCUUACGAAGAUAUUGUAUUUCCUAGGUAGCAUAUCUUGUAGUUAUGACCCACCUCAUGUUUUCAUUUCCAAUCGCGCUACGACUGUUACACUUACCUCGGUUAUGGUAGAUUGAAGGGGUUUAAAGGGGUUUAAAGGGGCUGUAUGUACACGUAUCUGUAAUUUCACAUUGUUUAAAUCGGAUUCCGCAAAUAGACAAGAGCCUUGAUUAAUCAAGUUGUUUAGAUAUUAAAUUUAUCGAUUUUAUGAUAAGUGUACUAAGAAGUAAG
Annulohypoxylon truncatum is the source of this 1594-nucleotide messenger RNA. RefSeq lists its product as uncharacterized. The record is from RefSeq and is a predicted model, not a curated record. The coding region runs from base 442 to 1230 and encodes 262 amino acids. The transcript has a single exon. NCBI's taxonomy places the organism in Eukaryota, Fungi, Ascomycota, Sordariomycetes, Xylariales, Hypoxylaceae.